AUGAAUACCGUCGUUGAAGCAACACCUCGUGGGAAGUCCAGCGACGCUGCCCCCCGGCCAGCAGAUGAGGCUCUUACCUUCCACCGGCACUAUGAUCCACAUGCUACGAUAUUGUUAGUCGGCUUUUUCGGCGCUGGCAAGAAGACCUUGGGAAUCAUUGCAUCCGUGGUUUUACGACGACGGUUCAUCGAUUUCGAUACCUAUUUUCAGCAGGAAGUCCAAUUGUCGCCCCAGGAAUUCAUUGCUCGCCGUGGCCUCGUUCAGUACCGAGAUGUCGAGCUCAGAUUAUCUCACGAACUUCUCACCAAACACGACAAAGGCUGUGUCAUUGUUGGUCUUGGUGCAUUUGCUAGUCGUCCACAACAAAUGCUUCUAUUUGAAUUCGCUCAACGGCACCCAAUUGUCUAUGUGAGACGGAAUAAGCGCGACCUUCAACAAUUUGUCACCACCAGCUCUGAAAAGUUCAAUCGAAUCUUUGAACUGGGUAACGAUUUCUUCGAAUCAUGCUCCAACUUUGAUUUUUUCAAUCACACCCAAACGCAGCCAGAUCCAACAUCGCCCGCCUAUCUCAAACUCAAGGAGACAGAGCGGUUGUUUGUCGCGUUUCUGCGUCGCAUAUUCGGUGUCUUGCUCCCUCAGACAUUUUCGUCAGACCCCUUCUCGGAUUCCGAUACCUUUUCCUUGCAAGUUCCUCUGCAAUGGCUGGAUGGAGCACCUCAGGAUCUGGAGUUGUUAGAAUGUGGUGCUGAUGCCAUCGCUCUGGUAAUAACUCCCCGUGAUAUACAGUCUGCCGGAGUGGCUAGAAGAUUAUCAGAGCAUAUUGCCACUCUUCGGAGAAACUCUCGAGCUGCAAUUAUUAUUGAUGUGGUUGCGAUCUCCUGCAAGUCAGAGAAGUCCAAGGCCCAUGAGAAAAUACUAGGGAUGAUUCUUCGCCUUGCUCCUGAUGCUGUGAUUCUCUCAAGCGAUCUGGAUGAUGAUAUUUUCCGAAGCCUUAACCAUUCAACGGGUUUUACAAAACUCAUCAUAGGUUUUCACCAAAAAGAACCGGUGGGCUCACGGGAAGGGGUUUUCACACCCUCCAAUAUUCAACGGCAGACGAAUUUUCCACAAUUAGGUGGGAUCCGCGUCACUGGCGAAUGUAUCUCUCCAGACGACAACCUUCAAUGUGUUCCAUUUUUGAAGAGCAUGACCGCCAUCACUAACCUCCCGGUGUUUGCCUAUAACACAGGAGCCCUUGGUCGAGCCUCAAUCUGCCUGAAUCCUACUCUGUCGCCGGUGGUGCUGCCACGUUUGCAAUCAGAAGGCAUUACAGUACAGCAAGCACAGCACGCAAUGACAUCCUUCUUCCUUCUCCCAAGGAAAAAAUUUACCAUUUUUGGUCAAACUGUCAAGUACAGUCUGUCGCCCGAAAUGCACAACGCUGCGUAUGAUUAUUGCGGGCUGCCACAUAUCUACGAUACCACGCAGGCCGAGGAUAUCUCUGCAGUAGACGGAAUUCUUGCCGAAGAGGGUCGUGGAGGAGUCACAAUUUCUCUCCCGUUCAAGUCUGCAAUCUUGCCUUUCAUAGACGAGAUCACGUCAGACGCAGAGGACAUGCGGGCUGUUAAUACUGUAGUCCUUGAGCACAAAUUGAAGUCUGAUGGGUCACGGGCGACGAUUCGGAAAGGCUAUAACACGGAUCACAUCGGGAUAAGGGAUUGCAUCGACAAGCAUCUCUCGCCGGCAAACGCCGUCCGAGAUGGGACUACAGCACUUAUUGUUGGGGCAGGCGGAAUGGCCCGCGCGGCAAUUUAUGCGUGCUACGAGCUUGGUGUUCAGAGGAUAUGCAUCUUCAACCGCACACCCGAGCAUGCACAAAAGCUUGCAAACUACUGGAAUCAGUGGGCGGGUUCCAAGCCAAACGUCAACCUACAGGUCGAUAUUCUUCGCUCAACUGACGCCUGGCCAUCGGACCUGCGCUUACCGACGAUCGUUGUCCCCUGCAUCCCGCCUUUCCAGAUAGGAAGCGAGCAUCCCGUGAAGUUCCAGAUUCCGAACGACUGGCUCGAAAGCCGGACGGGGGGUGUAUUUGUCGAGGUUGCGUAUGGUCCUUUCAAGACACAAUUGAUGGAACAGAUGAUUCCACGAGCGUCAAAAGGCUGGGUUAUUGUGAGUGGCCUCUUGGUCCUGGUCGAGCAGGGUAUCGCUCAGUAUGAGAUCUUCACGAAGAGGCCUGCGCCCGUUCAUGUUAUGCGACGUGUAAUCCAAGAACAGUCCGCGAAGUAUGGAUUCGUCCAUCAAUGA
Penicillium argentinense is the source of this 2283-nucleotide messenger RNA. Its product is annotated as putative pentafunctional AROM polypeptide. Bases 1 to 2283 code for a protein of 760 amino acids. The transcript is spliced from 2 exons. Gene Ontology annotation, biological process: shikimate metabolic process; chorismate biosynthetic process. Lineage: Eukaryota; Fungi; Ascomycota; Eurotiomycetes; Eurotiales; Aspergillaceae. The record is from RefSeq and is a predicted model, not a curated record. Gene Ontology annotation, molecular function: 3-dehydroquinate dehydratase activity; shikimate 3-dehydrogenase (NADP+) activity.